Messenger RNA from Octodon degus (degu), 885 nucleotides. RefSeq names its product uridine phosphorylase 1-like. Gene Ontology annotation, cellular component: cytosol. Lineage: Eukaryota; Metazoa; Chordata; Mammalia; Rodentia; Octodontidae. The coding region runs from base 1 to 579 and encodes 192 amino acids. Gene Ontology annotation, molecular function: uridine phosphorylase activity. Gene Ontology annotation, biological process: uridine catabolic process. The record is from RefSeq and is a predicted model, not a curated record. The transcript is spliced from 4 exons.
AUGUUGCAAGUGAGGAAGGUCAGAAGGUCAGGGUCCUUUCCCUGCCCCGCAGGGCUGUCACAUCCGCUCCUCUUAUCCCCAGGUCUGGAGCCUGGCUCUGUGGUCAUCACCCGGCAGGCUGUGGACGCCUGCUUUAAGCCGGAGUUUGAGCAGAUCAUCCUGGGCAAGCGGGUGGUCCGCAGCACUGACCUGGACGAGGGGCUGGUGCAGGAGCUGCUGCGCUGCUCUGGGGACCUCAGCGAGUUCGCCACGGUGGUGGGCAACACCAUGUGCACCCUGGACUUCUACGAGGGCCAAGGCCGUCUGGAUGGCGCCCUCUGCUCCUACACAGAGAAGGACAAGCAGGACUACCUGCGGGCUGCGCACGCCGCGGGCAUCCGCAACAUCGAGAUGGAGUCCUCCGUCUUCGCUGCCAUGUGCAGCGCCUGUGGCCUCCGAGCGGCCGUGGUGUGUGUCACCCUCCUGGACCGGCUGAAAGGGGACCAGAUUAGCAGCCCGCACGAGGUGCUAGCCGAGUACCAGCAGCGGCCGCAGCGCCUGGUGGGCCACUUCAUCGGGAAGAGUCUGGGGCGGGCCUGAGUGCCCCUCGCCACUCUCGGUCCCGGCCACCCAGGUCCCCGCCCAUGACACUGCCGUCCAGGUCCCCUUGGCGUCCCCCGGAGCACACUGCACGUGAGGAUCUGGGGAACAGUUUGCAGUUCAGAGGAGAGGAAUCCUCGCCGAUCACCCACACGGGACGUCAGCAUUAGCACGUUUCAGUGACUUUAUCUUGCUUUCCAGAUUUUUUUAUUUUUUUCAGAACUUUGGGCUGAAUCUGAACUCUUGUUAGGGAAAGAUGUGAGGAUUUUAAAAUUUGAUACAAUUCAUGUGAAUAAAGAGGGAAUU